This is a messenger RNA of Rotaria sordida, 330 nucleotides long. The record is from the annotation of a GenBank genome assembly. Lineage: Eukaryota; Metazoa; Rotifera; Eurotatoria; Philodinida; Philodinidae.
AUGUUUAAAAAUCAUGAACAAUACAAUGAACAAAUAAAAAAUGUAGCCAUCAGUUCGAGUAAUAAUCCAUUAAGAGAACCAAUUAAAACUAAUUAUUAUAACAAUAAUCUUGAAUAUAAAAAUACAUAUCGAGGUUCAAUAAAAGGUUCGAUGAAUGAUUCUAUAACAUGUGACUCAAAUUAUCGAUUAUCACAAAAUCCAAAUUAUCCCGGUUGGGAAAAAACAUAUUGUUGUUAUCAGAAUCGAUGUAAUCUAUCACGAACUAUUUUCAAAGAUAGUAAUACAAUUAUUUUAUUAUAUAUUAUUUCAACACUACUCAUUGAUCCUUGA